UUCUAAUAUUUACUGUGUUUACUGCAUGCACACAUGCUAUUUUUUAGUAUGUGCAACUGUUUCAGUUUUGUUAGUGUAAUUUACUUUAGUAGAACAUAAUUGUUGUAAUUUGUAGUUUUAGAGUCACUUAAUGCUGGGUGGGACAUGGAGUCACCGAACAAUAUCCCCUUGAUGACUGGCACGACCGACGAUGUGGUUGGAGGAGAGAAGGAAACAGGUCGAUCAUUAAAUUCAAAAGAAAUGAUUCUUGACAAUGAGAAAUCGUACCAAAAUCAGGACAACUUUAACCUUCAAAAUCAUGUCAACAGCGACUUUGACCCGGAAGAAUUUAUAUCAUCUUCACCAGGUUCGGUGUCUGGUGGCGAGGAAUUUGACGACGACGACGACGAUUUCAGCAACGAAGGAGACAAAGAAAACAGCUCAGCAUCCGAAUCUGAAGAAGAUCUCGACUUUCUAGACGAAGACGAAUGUUCUGAGUCUGAGCCGAUUUUUGACGAUGCACUUCUUAAAUUUAGGCAAAAACUAGACUCGAAAGUUGACGAUGCGGAAAGAUUCUUCGACCGUGGGGUGUUGCGAGGAAGGAAAUCUGUCAAUGUCGGAAUUCAAACAGAAGAAGAACCAAUAGUGCCUAGUUAUCAUAGCAGUAAUAUUGCUCCUUUACGAUCAUCAUCCAGAAUUAACUGUGAGAUUAACGGCAUCAAGUGUGUCGAAACUCAGACUGACGACACUUCCGUUUCUGGACUGUUAUUGUCUUCAUUUCGUGAGGAUCCGGAAUGUGCACGGAGUGAAGUGGCAAAGCUGAGAGAUGCUCGAGAACCACUUAACUUGGAGAGGAAAAGAAUGAUUAAGAGAUUGAAAGCUGCUAAAAAGGCAAAUGAAACAAGCGGAUAUAGAGUGCGAUGGGAAGAGGAGGAAAAACAAUUAUUUGAAUUGGAAGAAGCAAUUGAAGCGAUUGAUUUAGCAAUUGAAUUCAAGAAUGAAAUCAUUUGUGGUGGACAAUCUUCGGUCCUUUUGGAUGAGCUAGCUCCUGGACAGGAGAGAGCUGAACUUGUAACAAGGCUAGCUAGUCUUUCCGUAUUUGAUUUACAACGGUUAUUCUGCAAGGUAUUUGUUAAAGUUGUAGAGCUCCGGUCUAGCGCAAAGGAAUUAGAGAGAAAUGUCGACAAGUUGGAGCGUGAAAGUAAGCAGAUGCGAAGAACUAUCAGCAUCAAUAGGAAAACCUUAAAAGAAAAAGAUGAGGAACAUGAAAACGGGAUUAAACGGCUUUUACGCGAAUGUGCCAAAACUUCUGGAGCGGGGGUUGCAAGUGCUGGUGGCGAAGUGAUUUGGAUGACUCAAGAAUUAUCAAAAGCAAAACGAAAAUUGAUAGAUUUUCAGCACGCUCUAACAGAAUUGCUCGUGCGUCACGGAUACCUUAUUGAUGGCGCUGAUUUUGAUGUGAAACACGUAGUAAGAAUGUUGGGCAUUGAUUUUGGAGAGUUGAACAAACAAUUAGAAGCACGACCCAGUCACCACCAACACCACAGUUCAAUACAACAACACCACUUUACAAGAAGAAAUAUUAACCAGCGCCGAAAUGCAGAAGCGGAAAAUGCUGUUCCAUUUCAUCUUGCGCCGUCAUCAUCAUCUAGACGACCACACCCACCAACCACUAAUCAUCCAUUUGAAUAUGGUUAUGGUGGGACAAGUAGUCAUCCCCACUACCCUCAACGUUCAAAUCAACCCCAUUCAUCCUCAUCUCGAUAUAAUCAUCAUGCUCCAUUUGAAGGCUACCGAGAUAGAGGAAAUGGAGAAAGAGAAACAAUAAGAGACCGUGAAAGUCGUCAUGGACAAGGCCGUCACGUUAAGGUUCAUAACAAUCAUCAUCAUCAGGAUCGUACUGGUCACUUUCAACAAGUUCAGGUGCACGAAGAAAGAUUACCACACGGGACGGAAGUGAAAAGACUGAAGAAAAAGUUGAUUAUUCAGCCAAAUUCGUCACAAUAAUAUAAGACUACCAACUAAUUGAAAUAUUACGGAUUCCGUCCGCGACAAAAAUAAGCCUCUGGUAUUUAUGUCGACUGCCAAGUUGCCUUAAUUUAGUUCAGUUCACAGAAAAAUAUUCAUAUGAGCUUUCGUAUUAGAUUUACAAAUUUAACAUAAUUAUUUCUCAAUAUUAUGAAGAAAUCCACUCUUCUGACCACGCUACGACUUUUUUGAUUUGCGCCUAAAUAUAAUAUAUAUGCAAAAUUAAUAUUAUCAAAAAGCAGAAUAAAUAUUACAAAUAAAGAUUUGUUAAAUUCUAUAUCCAACGCCC
This is a messenger RNA of Folsomia candida, 2296 nucleotides long. RefSeq names its product kinesin-like protein KIF27. The record is from RefSeq and is a predicted model, not a curated record. NCBI's taxonomy places the organism in Eukaryota, Metazoa, Arthropoda, Collembola, Entomobryomorpha, Isotomidae. The coding region runs from base 145 to 1986 and encodes 613 amino acids. The transcript is spliced from 7 exons.